AGUGAUAAGGAGUCUUCAUGGCUAGUGCCUACUAUACACCAGAACAGCGGGCCAGGAUUCCUGCUUCCAACAAAGCGAGGAACAAUGUCAAGCAGAGACAGGCAGCAGUGGCGGUGGAACUGCACUGUUAUGGCAUAUGAAAAUGCUUCUCCCAUACACCACAAGACCAAACGCCAUCUUAAGACAGAAAUGGGCGAUGCCGAGAACGAGCGAGGCAGCAAGAGGCUGUGGCUUCAAAGACGUAUUACUGUGAUGUCUGUAAUGUGUCGUGUCGUGACGCAGCUUCGCUUAGGAGACAUAACAAAACCAAACGGCACAAGAAGAAGGUCGAAAUGGGCAAUGACGACUACUAUUGUGCACCUUGUGCCAUCUCUUUUCGUUAUCUCUCAAACUUCAAACAGCACAAAAAGCCAAAAGCGCAUAUUCAAAGAACGACAUGCUAACUUUGACCCAAAGAUCUCACCACUGACACUCAUGCUCUCCGCCGUCUCCGCACUGCUGUGGGCACGCCAAGUGGACUCUCUCUUCUGCUGCUCAGACUGCAGUACCAUUGUACCAACCAAGUGAUACAAGGGUACAUCAUCUACCACUGUAGGUAGGAAGUUAGAGAGAUCAUCGAGGAUAUUAUCAUACGACCAUACAUGGUCGCUCUACCAUAACACAGACCUCGGCCUCUUGCUCCAACUUUGUUUCAGCGCACUGGCCGUGCAAUCUACGGCCGAUGAUGAUCUGUCUUCGUCAAAUAUAUCCUGCAUCAGGUCACUUUCGCCAUGAUUGGGGUGGGGGGAGGGGGAAGAGUCCGCGUGUGUAGGUUUCGCUCGCGGCUUUCCUUCUUCUGGCUUCAGCUCAUGAUGGUGUUCGUGAU
Aspergillus novofumigatus IBT 16806 is the source of this 865-nucleotide messenger RNA. RefSeq lists its product as uncharacterized. The transcript has a single exon. The record is from RefSeq and is a predicted model, not a curated record. NCBI's taxonomy places the organism in Eukaryota, Fungi, Ascomycota, Eurotiomycetes, Eurotiales, Aspergillaceae. Bases 85 to 567 code for a protein of 160 amino acids.